Messenger RNA from Ahaetulla prasina, 11358 nucleotides. It is a transcript of the gene DGKI, whose product is annotated as diacylglycerol kinase iota. The transcript is spliced from 34 exons. The record is from RefSeq and is a predicted model, not a curated record. NCBI's taxonomy places the organism in Eukaryota, Metazoa, Chordata, Lepidosauria, Squamata, Colubridae. Gene Ontology annotation, cellular component: nucleus. The coding region runs from base 142 to 3066 and encodes 974 amino acids. Gene Ontology annotation, biological process: regulation of synaptic transmission, glutamatergic; lipid phosphorylation; intracellular signal transduction. Gene Ontology annotation, molecular function: protein binding; ATP-dependent diacylglycerol kinase activity.
GCUGCUUAUCCAAAGUAGGGAGAUUAGAAAGGAAUUCCCCAGGCCUUCCGCUUUUUCUACCACUGUCUACACUGAAGGGAUAGGUUGUGUAGACGGCAGGGGCUUUUUUUCCUUCCUCUUCCUGAAUCCUGUCUUCAAAAUAUGAAUGUGUUACGCCUGAAUUUUCUUCCCAAAAAUGAAAAGAAGCAGAACAAUAGUCAAUUUGCCAUACUGAGUUCUGUGCCCGGCUGGAAAGCAAUCUCCAGGUCUGGCCUUCAGCAUCUGACUCCUGUUCAAAACCUCAACCUGGGCAUCAGUAAUGGACCCGUGAAGGAGCCGAGAAUGGCACUAGAAUGGAGUGAAAAUGCAAUAAAUGGCGAACAUCUCUGGCUGGAGACCAAUGUAUCUGGGGAUCUGUGUUACCUGGGAGAGGAAGGCUGCCAAGUUAAAUUCUCAAAGUCAGCUGUUCGAAGAAAAUGUGCUGCCUGCAAGAUUGUGGUCCACAACGCGUGCAUGGAGCAACUGGAAAAGAUUAACUUCCGGUGCAAGCCAACUUUUCGAGAAGGCAGUUCCAGAUCUCCAAGAGAGAAUUUUGUUCGACAUCACUGGGUUCACAGAAGGCGACAGGAAGGGAAAUGUAAACAAUGUGGAAAGGGAUUUCAACAAAAAUUCUCCUUUCAUAGUAAAGAGAUUGUGGCUAUCAGCUGUUCAUGGUGCAAGCAAGCGUUUCACAAUAAAGUCACCUGCUUCCUGCUGCAGCACAUUGAGGAGCCUUGUUCCCUAGGAGCUCAUGCUGCUGUUAUUGUUCCCCCCACCUGGAUCAUUAAGGUGAAGAAGCCUCAGAAUUCACUGAAAAAUUCAACCAGGCGGAAGAAAAGAACCUCUUUUAAAAGGAAAGUCAGUAAAAGAGGAAAUGAGGAGAACAAAGGGCGACCUUUUGUGAUUAAGCCGAUCUCUUCCCCUCUCAUGAAACCCUUGCUUGUAUUUGUGAAUCCAAAAAGUGGAGGGAAUCAGGGUACUAAAGUGCUCCAGAUGUUUAUGUGGUACUUGAAUCCUCGUCAGGUUUUUGACUUGUCUCAGGAAGGACCAAGAGAUGCGCUUGAAUUGUACAGAAAAAUGCCAAAUCUGCGAAUCCUGGCUUGUGGUGGCGAUGGAACGGUUGGCUGGAUCCUCUCCAUUCUGGAUGAAUUACAGUUGAAUCCCCAACCUCCUGUGGCUGUACUUCCACUCGGCACUGGGAAUGAUCUUGCUCGCACUCUCAACUGGGGAGGGGGAUAUACUGAUGAACCUGUUGCGAAAAUUCUCUGUCAUGUAGAAGAUGGAGCCAUCGUUCAAUUAGAUCGUUGGAAUCUUCAAGUGGAGAGAAACCCUGAUUUGCCCCCAAAUGAACUUGAAGAUGGAACACAUAAGCUCCCCCUCAAUGUUUUCAAUAAUUACUUCAGCCUCGGAUUUGAUGCCCAUGUCACGCUGGAAUUCCAUGAAUCUCGAGAGGCAAAUCCUGAAAAAUUCAACAGCCGGUUUAGAAAUAAAAUGUUUUAUGCCGGGGCAGCUUUUUCAGAUUUCCUUCAGAGGAGCUCUAGAGAUUUAUCCAAACACGUGAAAGUUGUGUGUGAUGGGACUGACUUGACUUCCAAGAUUCAAGAGCUGAAAUUUCAAUGUAUAGUAUUUUUAAACAUACCCAGGUAUUGUGCUGGCACAAUGCCCUGGGGUAAUCCAGGAGACCAUAGAGAAUUCGAACCUCAGAGACAUGAUGAUGGUUACAUUGAGGUCAUUGGAUUCACCAUGGCAUCCUUGGCUGCUCUUCAAGUAGGAGGUCAUGGAGAGAGGUUACAUCAGUGUCGGGAAGUGACUCUACUAACGUAUAAGCCCAUCCCCAUGCAAGUGGAUGGUGAACCAUGUCGGCUGGCUCCAUCGCUUAUCCGAAUAUCCCUUAGGAAUCAGGCCAAUAUGGUGCAGAAAAGCAAGAGAAGAACAUCCAUGCCUUUGCUCAAUGACAUCCAAAAAGUGCCACCCGUUGACCUGAGGAGAGUUUCGGCUCCCCCUGAUUCUUUCACCAUCCCCCACGCCAUCCCGAAUCGCCUGCGAAUCAGAGUGAAUAGGAUUAGCUUGCAAGAUUACGAGGGACUGCAUUAUGACAAGGAAAAACUCCGGGAAGUUUCUAUUCCACUGGGAAUUAUAGUUGUCCGAGGAGAUUGUGACUUGGAGACUUGUCGUAUCUAUGUGGAUCGCUUGGAAGAGGAUUUGCAGUCUGUAUCUUCAACAACACAGAAAGUCCACUACCAGGACCAGGAAAGCUCAUUCCCAAGAGUAUUGUCUGUUCAGAGACUAUCCCCUAGAUGGUGCUUCCUAGAUGCAACUUCUGCUGAUCGCUUUUACCGCAUCGACAGAUCUCAGGAACAUUUGCACUUUGUGACAGAAAUAUCACAGGAUGAGAUUUUUAUCCUGGAUCCAGAAUUGGGGGCAGCUCAACCAGCAGGGACACCUCCAGGAAUGCCUGAUCUGGUGGUAGAGCAGGCAUCUGGAAUGUCCGAUCGGUGGAAUCCUGCUAUUCGAAAGCGCAUGUUGAGUGACAGUGGUUUGGGGAAGAUGUCCCCUCAUUAUGAAGUACCUGAGAAACAAAAGGAGGCCAGCCAGGCUCACCUGCUACAGUCUCCUGUUUCUUCAGAAGAUCAAGCACUUUUACAGUCAGUAAUAGCUGGCGAUUUUCUAAGAUUUGUAGAAUGCUGUAAAAAAGGAGCUAAUUUAUUAAUCCAGGGACCUGACCACUGUUCUUUGCUUCAUCAUGCAGCAAAGACUGGGCAUGUUGAGAUUGUAAAAUACAUUCUAGAACACGGUCCUUCUGAGUUACUGGAUAUGACAGAUAGCGAAACGGGUGAGACAGCGUUGCACAAGGCAGCUUGCCAACGCCACCGUGGCAUCUGCCAGCUGCUGGUAGAAGCAGGGGCAUCAUUGAGGAAAAUGGACUCCAAGGGUAAGACACCUCGAGACAGGGCCCAGCAGGCUGGGGAUCCAGAUUUAGCCUCUUACUUGGAGAGUCAUCAGAAUCAUCCAGUAGUGCCCCACGAGGAUUUAGAGACUGCCGUGUGAUCUCUGUGGUGUGCAAGAGAAAACUCUAGGAAAUGACAAAGCUGCACCUGAGGUACGCUUGAGGUGUCAUGUGAGGAAGAAGCAUAUGGAACCACCAGUCUCUCGCUCUCCUGCAAACUCUGAGAAGAAGCCACAUGUUUCUAAGGGCUAUGGAGACUUGCCACGGAACUGUUCCCACGUGUCUGCUUGUAGGGAUAAAGAAGGAGACUCAAAGGCCUGGAGAAUCCAUAGGCCAAGGAAAUGUAUUCUCACUGCUCUCCCUCAGUAGCAUGAAUGUCUCCCAUGUUCCCCUUGUAGAAUCUAUUUGAAUAAACAACAGCAACACAAAAUGGGGGGGGGGAGAAACAGAAACAACACAAACAUUCAUAAUCCAGGCAAACAUUUAUCUUCUUCUAACUCUUCCCAUGAAAAUCUUGUGUUUCCCGUCCUCCAUUUCUCUUACUUUCAUGCUUUAUAUUCUUGUUUCAGAUGCUGUGUUCCACAGCAGUAAACCAGCAUCUAUGUCUUUGUGCUAAAAUUUUCACCAUUCUUGAUUAAAUCAACUCUGUCAAAGGGGAUUUGGAAUGCUCACUGCAAAACCAUAUAAUGAAUUCCUGCUUCAUAUUCUCUCCAAGAUUGCAUUAUUACAUCAUUGCUUCUUCUGAACCCGUUUCCUCCCUGUUUUCUUUGGAUAUAUAUCAGGUCUGUGACAGAAAGAAUCAUGCAGAAGAAGAGUGAUUUUACUAUUUAUUUAUACAUAGAAAGGUGAGACUACAGGGCACAAAGAAACAGGUCAGAUUUAUCAAAGUGAUAAAUAUCUCUUAGAAUAUAUGAGGGUUUUACUCAAAUUCUAGAGUGACUACAUACAUAGAUUCAUUUCAGGCCUUAGGUUUGGUGGUAACUUACUAGUGUCCCAAAUUCACAGAAUAAAUUGUGGACCUCAUAGUCACUUUAGUGACCAAUCUAGUCUAGUGAGAUAUCUCAGUUCCUUUUUGAGUGACUUCCUUAUCACAAUUGAUUACAGUAGACUAGCUAUUUUUGGUUUAGUAUUGACAAACUUUGCUACAAAAAUAUUUCAAGAUGCCAGAUCAUGAUCAUGGGAAAUAUAUCGGUAACAUUUUCUGCUUGUUUACAUACCUUAAUGUGUAGCUUUUCACAUUGGCUAAAAGGUGGAUUUGGCUAAAUUUCCUUCAAGUUAAGUUUGACAUAAAACUCAGUGAACAGAUCCCUUUCAAUUUUCUUGGCAACAGUAACCAAAAUAGUUUGUCACUGCCAUCCUUCUGGAAUAUUUUUUAAACUUCUCUGUCUAAACUACAGCCAGGUACUCUCUGCAACUGCCUGAACAAGGCUUGGCCCAAUUUCAUUUCCAAGCUCAGAAGAGAUUAACCAGGUGCUGUCAAAUAUUGAGAUUUACCUUGGGUAAAAGAUAUUAAACAGAAUCUAUGACUUGACUGAAAAUCAACAUACAUCAAAUGAUAAGAUAUACACUCUAAGCUUCUGUAGCAAAGCCUUUCCAAUGUAUCUUAAUCUUCUGUGAGGUACACAUUUGAGGUUAUUGGCUUGAGAAGAUAUUUGCUUAGAAUUGUAGCUUGAAUACUGCCUUUAGAAAGAGUUGCUGGACUGAAGAACUCUUUUGUUAGCCUUCUCCAUUUUGAUUUCCUCUAGGCCUUUGCUGAAUGCAAAUCCCAGAACUCAUAGUAUCUAAUCAUCUAUCUAAUCAUAAUUACGUAUUACAAAAGGAGCCAUCAAGAGACUGUAGCUGAUGCUAAUUUGGUAGACUUGGAAGUCAAUGCAGAGAAGAAUCUGCAGUAGGCUGAGAGCCCAUUAAAGUAACUUAUGUUAUAUUAUGAUAUCUCGAUGGAAUCUCUGCCCCAUGUCAUUUGCUCCUGUUGUUGCCUAUGCCAAACUGAACUAACUUUUGCAUGGAAAGCGUAAGGGCAAACCUGAAUUCUUUCCACACUGGGGACUGUUCCUAGAGCUAGAUGGGCAUUGCAGGACCUGUUACAUAUGGAAGAAGUAGGAUGGAGAAUGAGUCUUAAAUUCGGUUGUCUAUCGCCAGCUAUAGAGUGCUGAUAUGAUCCAAAGUUGCUAGUAUUUAACUUGCAACAAGUUAUAAGAGAUAAUGGAGUUUCAAAAUUUAUCAGUCUUAUGAAAGCUUUUAUGUUGAUAAUGAGGCUGAAGCGUGCAACUAAAUAUUAAGGUUGUGUGCAGACAAUGCUUUUCCAAUCCUGGAAUUUUCAUUAUAGAGUUAAAGAGAAAUGGCUUUUUUUCCCCUUUUCUGCAGACAUCCAGUCUGUAUCUGCCUGUUUCUCUACUUGUCCCCCAUCUCCAAGCUGUGAAUCACUACUAAAGCUUGAAAAGAUUCAAAUUCAGAUUCAGUCUGCUUUGGAGAAGCUCUGCUAUAAUUUGAGCAGCUCCUGAUUCUAUGUGAAAGCCUAAUUCAGCUUGGGAUUCAUAAUUCAUCUAAAUCCAAUGCAUAUUCAUAGUACGUACAAUGUAAUAUCAAGAUGGAGGUUACGCAUACAGUAGGAAGGAUCUCAAACUGUCACUCAUGGAUCACUGGUGAGAUUAUGAGCAACAUGGGCACAACAAUUUUUACUUAAACUUAGUCUUCUUUGCCUCCAUAAUGUGAGGUUGCAUAGGGAAGGCAAGGAGCAAAGCUUGUGCCAACUUAGAGCAAAGCCAGGAGCAAGUUUUGAGAAUGCUCUCACUUAUGGUGGGCAGGUCUUCUGCUGGCCUGACUAGGAAAAGCAGAGUAUAAAGCCAGGAAUUAGUUUUGAGAGGUGGUUAAACACAAGGGUCUAGCAUUGGUCAAACCUUUCAUCCAUUGAUGCAGUAAUGAUUGGCCGAUGAUUUUCCAUUGGCCGUAAUAUCUACCACGAGGUAUCAGCAUAUCUAUUGCCUUUGGUGUGUUUUUGGAACUAUGCAUGCCAACUAUUUCUAUCAUCUGUGUUCAAUUCUUAACCUUUGUGGAAAAGUGGGAAAAAAUGGUUAGGCAUUGAGAGAAAAGCUAUAGAUAACCAUUCUACCACCAGUGUUAAUAGACAUUUUUUAAGCCAAGGAAGUAUGAUGAAAGUUAGCUAUCUUUUAGUAUAUUUAUAAUAUUAUAGUAGUAUAUUUAUUUCCUGCUGAUCUCUGUCCCCAGUAAAGUAAUUAGCUUUAUUUGUUGGGGAGGGUUUAGUCUUAGUCUAAGUUCAUUAUGCUGCCUUAGUAAAUACUUUGACAUGGAGACACACGUCCUUCUCCUUUUUGAGAGCUUUGUCACAAGCAGUCAUUGGAAACAUGGAGCCUGGGAGAGAAAUUAACACUUAACUGCACCUGUUACUAUUCAAAGUGUCCUGAAGUUUUUGUAAAAAAAACAAAACAAAAAACAGUAUGCAAGCAAUUAGCACCCAGGGGUAGACCUGUGAAUAUAUUUAUGAAAAAAGUUAAAGAAAAUCUAGAGCAUUAGAACUUGUUUCUUUGCCAAGAAGAGACAUAUGUCAAAUGUUUUUUUUCUUUUCUAAACUACUAAAAGUACAAAUUAGAGAUGGAAUUCUGAAAUAGUUCUACUAAGCAAUAUGACAUUCUGUCUUCAGUAGUCUUCCAUUUUAACAAAACAGUCUGACGUUUAGCUGGUUUCCCUCACUUGAUGCCAUUUAAAUGUGCUGGGACUAUAAUUCCCAAAAUUCAAAGUGGCCAUUCCAGUACAGCUAAAGCUGCCAGAUUAGAUAAAACUGGCUUCUAUACGGCACUGACUGAAAUACAGCACAUGCAGAAUUAGUAACUGGUCUCAGCCUCCAGGGUAAGAUAAUUUGUCUAGCCAUAUCCUACUUAAAUAGAAAUUCAAAAAGACAAGAAUUUAGCAAAACAAACCAUUAUCUUGCCAAAAAUCAGAGCCCACUGCAUUUGAUUCAUAAUGAAUUUGACUCCAUUUGCAAGUGUGUGUGCACGUAUUGGUGGGAUCAAAUGGUAAUGAGAAAUGAGAGGUGCAUUUAGAUAAUUCAGUUGAAGUUUUAAAUAUACGUAAACGAAGGACAAUGAUUAUUUACAGCAACAUAAAUACAGGUAGUCCUCAACUUACGAGCACAAUUGAACCCAAAAUUUAUAUUGCUAAGUGAGAAAUUUGUUAAGUGAGUUUUGCCCGCAUUUUAUCGCUUUUCUUGCCACAUUUGUUAAGUGAACCAUUGCAGUUGUUAAAUUGGAAAUACAGUUGUUGAGUGAAUCUGGUUUCCCCAUUGACUUUGCUUGUCAGAAGGUUGCAAAAGGUGACCACAUGACCCCAGGACACUGCAACUGUCAUAAAUAUGAGCCAGUUGCAAUGCAUUUGAAUUUUGAUCCUGUUGAGGAUGCUGCUAUGGUCAUAACAUUGAACAAUGCUCGUAAGUCACUUUUUUCAGUGCUGUUGUAACUUCAAAUGAUCAUGAAGUGAACUGUUGUAAGUCAAGGACUACCUGUAAUCGUGAUAACAUUGGAAAAAUAGGUUUGGUAAAUUUCUCCUGUUUCUUAGAAUAGCUAUUACAGACACUGGGCAUGCAUUGAUUGCACCUUGCCAUUUCUGUUGAUCUAGUUCCCCAUCGCAGCCUUGCCUUUCUUCUAGUGAACACCUAGAAGCAUACCUGAACUGAUUUUUCCAUAAGUGUGUGCAAAAUACAAACACAAUGGUUUGUCAAGGCAGUUCACCUGCUGCUGUUGUUUAAUAGAUAAGUCUUACAUCUAUUCCAGGGGUGUCAAAUUCAAGGCCCAGGGGCCAGAUCCAGCCUGGGGGGUGCUUAGAUCUGGCCCGUGGGGCUGCCCUAGAAACACCAAAGGACCAGCCUGUGGUGCCUCAGCCAGCAAAAACGGAACUCGGGAAGGCCACAUGUGAUCCUCCUGAGCUCCAUUUUCACUGGCAAAAGGUUGCAGGAGGCUGUUGCAGCUGAAAAAGAGCUCAGGAGCCCAUUUUCUCUGGCAGAGCACUUGGGCCACCACAGGUGGCCCCAACACUAGUGAUGUUGAGCUGGCCACACCCAGCCUGGCCACACACACACAGACACACACCGAGGUCAAACACAACCCUCAUGUGGCCCUAAUGAAAUCAAAUUUGACACCCCUGGUCUAUUCCAUUCAUUACAAGAUAGUGUGUUCCUUUGUUUCAUGGAGGUGUUUUGAAGGGUAAUUCUGAAAUCAUUAUUAAAAAUGGCUUAUUUAAAUUGUAAACCAUCCAAUAGCCAAAUCUUUCUCAAUCAAACACAUUAGGAAUACAAUCUGAGAAAAAACGAGUAAACAAAUAAAAUAAUUAAAAAAAAAUAAAGUACAAAAUGAAAACACCAUAUCAUUUAGGUAGCAACAUGGUGGUCAUUCAAAAAUGUAAACAAUAUAAACUAAACUAAAAUUAAAGGCCAAUUUAAAAUGCCUGAGGAAAAAUCAUGUACGUGAUCAAAAAAUCUUCAUAGGUCUUAUUUAUUUAUUAAAAGUCAUAUGCUCACCCAACUCCAGCUGUGAAACUCUGGGUGAGUGAUGUACAAAAAAAUAAAAUGAUAAUCAAAUAUAACAACAAUAAUAAUCUGUAAUAAUAACUUGGUUUAGUAAUUUUAUUUAUUUGUUUGAUUAAUGUAACUGCUCAUCUCACAUGUGAGCCUAGGCUUACAAUAAAAUAGAUAAAAAUAAUUACAAUAUAUACCAUUAAAUAAAAUAUAUAAUAUGAAUAAUAAUUAUUAUUAUUUGCUCAGUGGCUAAGAUGCUGAGCUUUUCGAUCGAAAGGUUGGCAGUUCAGCGGUUCGAAUCUACUGCUGCGUAACGGUGAGCUCCCGUUACUUGUCCCAGCUUCUGCCAACCUAGCAGUUUGAAAGCACGUAAAAAAUGCAAGUAGAAAAAUAGAAAAAACCUUUGGUGGGAAGGUAACAGCAUUCCAUGUGCCUUUGGCAUUUAGUCACGCCGGCCACAUAACCAUGGAGAUGUCUUCAGACAGCACUGGCUCUUUGGCUUUGAAACGGAGAUGAGCUCUGCCCCCUAGAGUCGGGAACGACUAGCAUGUAUGUCUGAGGGGAACCUUUACCUUAAUAUGUCAUUCUUAAUAUGUCAUUCAUCAGACAAGCCCAGGACAUGGGUAGUUAAGCAAUGAACAGUGGAGCUCCAUAUCUGGAUGUGGUUAAUUUUCUCAUUUCAAGUUAGAUACAUGAUGCUCAGGCUUCCUCAAAUAUUUGGCGGGAGGGGGUUUACUCAAAUAUUAUUAAUCAAUAAAUACAAUGAAUGUGUGGCUGCUUCAAACCCUUUCCUUUGUUGAGAGUGUUCAUCAAAGAACAACCAUUUUUGCAGGACUGCCAACUAAGCGAAGUGUGUGCUCUCACAGGUGGAGCCAUUCUAGGAAAGCCUUUGAAGCAGAAAUACAAAAGUUUUUGGAAGACGUAGCUGCCUCCAUGAGCCACAGAGGCAUUCAAGAGAUAUGCACAUACCUACAAUAGGAAAAAGAAAAACCUGCAGAAUUAGUGAUUCCUUACAUACCUUACAUAAAAGGGACACGGUGGCUCAGUGGCUAAGAUGCUGAGCUUGUCAAACGAAAGGUCAGCAGUUCAGGGAUUUGAAUCCCUAGUGCUGCGUAAUGAGGUGAGCUCCCGUUACUUGUCCCAGCUUCUGCCAACCUAGCAGUUCGAAAGCACAUAAAAAAUGCAAGUAGAAAAAUAGGGACCACCUUUGGUGGGAAGGUAACAGUGUUCCGUGUGCCUUUGGCAUUUAGUCAUGCUGGCCACAUGACCAUGGAGAUGUCUUCGGACAGCACUGGCUCUUUGGCUUUGAAACGGAGAUGAGCACUGCCCCUUAGAGUCGGGAACAACUAUCACAUAUGUGCGAGGGGAACCUUUACCUUUACCUUACAUACCAUUCUUUUUCUUUUUGGAUGGGGAGAUGUGACUUGAAGGUAUGCACCAUAUUAAUUCCUCGGUGGAUAGUUUGUCUCCUGCAAUGCUCAUUCACUUCUUAAUAUUGUUUUUUAAUGCCUCUUGUCCUUUUCUGGAACACUAGAAGCUUUUGCUGUGCUUUUUUUAUUUGUACAACUUCACUAAGCAGAUUGUGGGCCAAUUCCAUUGCGUGGAAUUGCUAAUAAAUAGCCAUUGGCAUUGCGUGCGCUGUGGUCAUUUGGAUGGUAAAUCUGCCUCCUAGAACAACCUUCUAUUAUUAAAGGCCAACUUCACAAACAACACAAAUAUCCAGAAAGUGACAAUUGUAUGUAGGAAUUGACAUGCAAGACUCGUGUAGCUCGAGUGGAAGGGAACAUACCCAGGGAAGUUUAGUUGUUCAAUUCAUGGAGAUAAGCCAGAAAACAAAGCCAUGAAUGAUUAUAGCUUUCCAGUGUUAUUGCCAAUAUAAUAUUGUUCCAGUUAUUGUUCCACACAGAAAUAGAUAACGUCUACAGACAUAAUCACUGAUUUUUAUAAUUAAAGUCAAUGAUUAUAUAGAUUCAUGUGUCAUGUUCAUUUAUACGAUGAUAUCAAUUUUGUUUUUCUUUUUAUUAAUAAGUGAUGCUAUUAAAGAACCAUAGGAGUUAGGACUAAGUGUAAUAUGAUCACGUGGAGGGUUUAAGUAUCUGAUAGAUCGUUUUGGCAUGUUUUAUAGUUUACAGGAGUGGCUAUAAGGAGACAUUACAGAAGGUGUGUCUUCCUUCCUAGUAAUACUUAAUUCACUAAAAUUUGUGAUGUAACGUCAACUUGCACAUCUUCUUGCUUGUUUUCCACAAAAUUGGUGUCAUUUGCAAAGUCAUGGAAGUUCACAAUAAGAUUGUGUAAUGCAAAGCACUUUAACAUACUUAAAAUGGGAAACACAGAAUAAGAAACCUAGCUAUUUGCUUAGUCAUGUUAUUCCCAUAAUACCUGUUUGUAGCUAACUAAUGAUGAUGUCCACAAAAUCCGUUGUCUAUCUAACCCCCUUCAGAAAACUAUGUCAAUUCUUGAAGGUCUCUCUCUCUCCCUCUCUCUCUCUCCCUCCCUCCGUCCCCCCUCUCCUCUCUCCAGUUUACUGAUGGCAAAUGGAUCAUAGGACAGCCCUGAUGACUGUUAAUUAGCAGCCCUGUUAAUUUUCCCAAAUGAGACUAAACUGCAUUAAAUGAAAGGUCGCUAAAAUCUUUGUAAGCUUGGGAAAGUCUUGUGAUGUGAUGCCAUUUCUGGCAUAGUGAUCUUGUGUGGGGCAGGAUACCCACUCAAAAUAAAUAUGAGCAAUUUCAAUUCAAUAAUAUAUUUGCUUUUAUUUGUUUUUAUAAGAAUGGUGCAUCUGAGUAAGAAUGCACAUAGAAAAGGAACGUAUUUCCCCAAAAAUGUAAGAUCUAGAUUUAGCCAGGCCUCAUUAGGACCUGACGAUGUGAAA